Phacochoerus africanus (Common warthog) is the source of this 1892-nucleotide messenger RNA. Its product is annotated as melanoma-associated antigen 10-like. NCBI's taxonomy places the organism in Eukaryota, Metazoa, Chordata, Mammalia, Artiodactyla, Suidae. Gene Ontology annotation, cellular component: nucleus. The record is from RefSeq and is a predicted model, not a curated record. Gene Ontology annotation, biological process: negative regulation of transcription by RNA polymerase II. The transcript has a single exon. The coding region runs from base 488 to 1735 and encodes 415 amino acids.
GCAAGUGUGAUCAGAUGCGGUGCCCCCUCCCUUCCUCAGGGGACGUCAGCAGAGUGAUGGGGCGCAGACCCUGGCAGGGCAAAGAUCAGGACGCCGAAUGAGCACUGAGGGAACCAUCCAGCCCCAAACCGUGGGGACAUCACAGAGUCUGGCCCCACCCGCCCUGUCAACACUAGGGGGCCCAGGACUAUGCCUGUAGUCUGUCUCCUGAGGAGCCCUCUUGACGCAGAGGUGAGGGCCAUGGGCUGAGGCAUGUGUCCUCAGGUCAGUGACUGAGAGAAGGCCCCCGCAGAACCAGAAGUCAAAGUGAGGUGCACAGCCUGUCGUCUACCAAGGGCCCCACCUACCCCAGAACAGAGAGAAGCCACAGUGCCUGACCCAACCUGGCUGCUCUCAGCCCUGGAAUGCUUAGGUGGGCUGCACCCUGAGAAACUCUCCCACUUCCUCUUUCAGUUCUUAGGUCAACCAAGCGAACGGGAGCCCUGUGAUGCCUGGGGGCACCCCUAGAGAGGACACCUGUAAGUCACCUUUGUCAGAGCCAUCCUGGGGGCGUUUUUCAAAUGUGGCCACUGACACUCUCCCUGUCUCCUCUAGGUUUCUGCCCUCCUGCUGGCCACCGCCAACACAAGUCAUCAUGUCUCUGGGUCACAUGAGUGAGCACUGCAAGCCUGAGGAAGACCCCCACGCCCCCAAAGAGGCACAGGGGCUGGAAGGUGUGCAGGAUCCCAUGGUGGAGAAGGGAGAGGCCACAGCCACCACUACCACCUCCCUGACCUCCCCAUCUUCCCCCUCCCCCUCCCCCAUCACCCCUUUGAUCCUUGGCACCCCAGAGGACGUGCCUGCCACUGGGGCACUGGGUCCACUCCCGAGUUCCAAGAUAGUCUGCUUCUCACCCACUGCUGCCCCAGCUAUGCCACGGAGUCGAUCUGCUGAGAAUUCCAGACGGGAAGAAGAGGAGGGGGCCUGUAUCUCCCAGGAUCCAGCCGAUCCUGAGUCCUUGCUCCGUGAGGAGCUAAACAAGAAGAUGGCCGAAUUGGUGCAGUUCCUGACUGUCAAAUACAUAACAAAGGAGCCCAUCACAAAGGCAGAAAUGCUGACGAAUGUCAUCAAGGAGCACAAGGAUCACUUCCCUCUGAUCUUCAGCAAAGUCUCCGAGUGCAUGGAGAUUGUCUUUGGCAUUGAGGUGAAGGAAGUGGACCCCAGCAGCCACUCCUACGUGCUUGUCAGAACACUAGAUCUCACCUACGACGGGAUGCUGCGUGAUGAUGGCCAGAGCAUGCCCAAGACCGGCCUCCUGAUCUUUAUCCUGGGUGUCAUCUUCAUGGAGGGCAACCGUGCCUCUGAGGAGAAAAUCUGGGAAGUGCUGAAUAUGAUGGGGGUCUAUGCCGGCCGGGAGGAUUUCAUCUACGGGGAGCCCAGGAAGCUCAUCACCGAAGAUUUGGUGAAGGAGCAAUAUCUCGUGUACCAGCAGGUGCCCGAUAGUGAUCCUCCACGCUACGAAUUCCUGUGGGGUCCCAGGGCCCACGCUGAAACCAGCAAGAUGAAAGUCCUGAAGUUUUUUGCCAAGAUCAGUGGGACUGACCCCACUUCCUUACCAUUCUGGUAUGAGGAAGCUUUGCAAGAGGAGAAAGAGAGAGGCCAGGCCAGAGCUGCGGCAGGAGAUAAUGCUACUUCCAUGGCCAGUGGAAGUUCCAGCGUCACGUCCGCAGCCUCCCUUGCCCUGAGUGAAGCCUGAAGCAGAUUUUUCAGGCUGCAUUUGAAGACAACAGCCAGUGUUCUAGGGAGGGCCAGGGUGGAUCCAGGAGGAACAGUGUAUAGCAAGCAUCUCUGUUGUACAAGGGUGAUUUCGAGAUUUAUCUCUUCUUUUUUUCUUUUUGCUUCCCCCCCCUCAA